AUGGCAAGAUCAGGUCACUCCACUCAGUUGACUUCUGGAAGACAUAGGGCAUGUCAACCACAGACACAGAAGCUCACAGAAAAUGAAAUUUCAGAGUUGAAAAACUACCUUCCUGAGUGGACUUUGGCAAAAAGGAAAGAGAAGCAAGCAGUUUUCACUGCCAUAGCUAGGGCUGCCAGGAAAAAGAAGGAAAGGAAGGACAUGAUAAAGUAUGGGAGGAAAUGGAUGCCUAGGAUGGUGAUCUACCAGUGGAACCAGGAAGAGGUGCUAAAGAGGAUUGAGGACAAGUCCAGAGCAAAGCCAGGAGGUCCUAGUAUGUUCAAGCAUUAUCAGGCAGCUGUGAAGAGAGUCAUGGCUGAAUUGUCCAAUGAUGAGUUGGAGAAGGUGAAGGAAAUAGCUGAAGGAUGGUCCGACAACUUUCCUCCUCCUGAGAUACAGGUACAAGUCACUCGUAAGAAGGGACCUGUGUAUAUGGAGUACUUUUCAAAGGAGAUGUGGAGGCAAUGCGGGAUGAGAGUGUUUGUGAUGUUGGCUUGGAAGAAUGAACAGGGAGAGGUGCUGUUCAGGAUGCACAAUGAUAAUGAGGCAUUAGGAGAUGGGGACAGCUUCAUGAAGAUGAAGGACUGGGAGGACAUUAAGCCAGUUUGGCAGGAGUAUAUGCAGGAACAGUUUGGUGCCAGGGCAUGGGAUGGAGGACAACAGAUGAAGAGAGGUCAAAAAAGAAUCAGAAAGCCUGCUUUUGAACUGGAAACCAAUGGAGAUGGGAUGUUGUUGCUUUCAGACAUCACCAACAUGAAACUUGAGGAGAAGAAGGCCAUAGAUGACUUUGUGGCAAAGAAGUAUGUUCCGGCAGAUGUGGACUUGAAGGAGCCUUCAAAGUUGCAAAAUUGGAACACUACAGCCUUACUCAAUUUCUGGCAUGCUCAGCAGGAGAAAGCUGAUGGUAGAUCCCUACAAAAGAGACCCAGAAGAGAGCCAGGUCCUUUGACAGCACAUGAAGGGACAGCAGUCCCAUGUGCAAUUCCAAAGCCUCGCCCAGUCAAGCUGGCAAAAACUGGUGCACUGCUGACAUCACAAAUGGGUGACCUCCUGGCUGGGUUGACUGACAGAGUCACUGGCAAUGUUGGGGAGGAUGUUGCAAUGGAAGGAGGGCACAUGUCUCUGGCACCAAAGAACAUGUGGGGAAAAAAAGCAGCAAUUGAGCCAUUGGCAAGGACAACCUGGAGUAAGUCAACUCAACAGCCAUCAGACAAUACCCCUCAAGUAACAAGAGCAAGGGGAAAGAAGUAA
This is a messenger RNA of Suillus subaureus, 1290 nucleotides long. RefSeq lists its product as uncharacterized. The transcript is spliced from 6 exons. NCBI's taxonomy places the organism in Eukaryota, Fungi, Basidiomycota, Agaricomycetes, Boletales, Suillaceae. The record is from RefSeq and is a predicted model, not a curated record. The coding region runs from base 1 to 1290 and encodes 429 amino acids.